This is a messenger RNA of Drosophila elegans, 1827 nucleotides long. Its product is annotated as membrane-bound alkaline phosphatase-like. The record is from RefSeq and is a predicted model, not a curated record. NCBI's taxonomy places the organism in Eukaryota, Metazoa, Arthropoda, Insecta, Diptera, Drosophilidae. Gene Ontology annotation, molecular function: alkaline phosphatase activity. The transcript has 3 exons. Gene Ontology annotation, biological process: dephosphorylation. Bases 33 to 1631 code for a protein of 532 amino acids.
AGUAGUUAGUUGGAUUUCGUUUCAACUGAAAGAUGCACUUGUUCGCCAUGCAGGUACUGCUACCGAUCCUGGAACUCCUGGCCUUGGCCGGAUCAGCCUUUAGCGGAGUGCACGAGGUUCACGACGUAUUACAGCUGGCUGGUCAGAAAGCUAACAAGGCGAGGUUCUCCACGGAUGUGGCCACCGGCAAGUACACCCCGCCGGAGGAGAUGAACCCGCAAUUCUGGUACAAUAUCGCCGACGAGGAAAUUGCCAAGCGACUCCUUUUACCCCAGCCCAAUGCCAAGAAGGCCAAGAACGUCAUUAUGUUCCUGGGCGAUGGAAUGCCUCUAGCCACAGUCACAGCUGCUCGUAUACUGAAAGGACAACGCCAGGGAAAAACUGGAGAGGAAUCCUCGCUGAGCUUCGAGCAAUUUCCGUAUUCGGGCUUGAGCAGAACCUACUGCGCGAACGCCCAGGUUCCCGACUCGGCCUGCACUGCCACGGCUUAUCUUUGCGGCGUGAAAACCAACAUCAUUAAUAUUGGAGUAAGUGCCGCUGUGAACUUCAACAACUGCACCGCCAGCCAGGAUCCGGCCAACCGCCUGACCUCCAUCGCUGAAUGGUCACAGAAGGAGGGCAAGUCCACAGGAUUUGUGACCACCACCACACUGACCCACGCCAGUCCCUCGGGAGCCUAUGCCAAGACGGCCAAUCGGAUGUGGGAGUGCGACACGGACGUGACUAAAUAUGGUGUGGAUGCCAAGACCUGCAUCGACAUGGCCACCCAACUGGUGACCCAGACGCCUGGAAAGAACUUCGAAGUCAUGUUUGGCGGCGGCAUGGGCAAGUUCCUGCCCAAGGCCAUCAAGGAUAGCCACGGAAAAGCUGGAGAGCGAUCCGAUGGGGUGAACCUGCUGUCCCGCUGGCAAGGACUUCACAACAAGGGCGUCAUGGUCACCAAUCGCAAGCAGUUGCUCAACCUAAACGUCUCUGCUGCGUCCAACAUCAUUGGUCUGUUUCAGUCAAGUUUGAUGGAUUUUCACAUGGACGCGGAUGCCACCUACCAGCCCACACUCUCCGAACUCACCGAGGUGGCCAUCAAGAAGCUGAGCCACAACGACAAAGGAUACUUCGUGUUUAUUGAAGGUGGUUUAAUUGACUAUGGCAACCACUACACCCAAGCGGGCUACGCCUUGGAUGAGACUCUGGAGUUUGAAAAGGCCAUUAAGUUGGCCAGGGACAUCACCAACAUUGAGGACACACUGAUUGUGGUGACUGCAGAUCACGGUCACGCCGUUAGCAUUGCCGGAUAUCCAGGCAGGGGCACUCCCAUCCUGGGCAUCAAUCAGCACGACGCUGAUCUGAAUGGCGUGAAGUACUCGGUGCUCAAUUAUGCGGGUGGACCUAACCAGUAUCUGGAUGAGAAGGGCCAGCGCAUUCCCUUGGACGAUAUCCUGGGACCCGAUGACGCCAUCACGCCCAGCUACAUCCCAAUGGAAAUUGGAGUGCACUCCGGAGAGGAUGUGGGUGUUUGGGCUUCCGGUCCACAGAGUCAUCUUUUCACGGGAGUGAUGCAGCAGAGCACCAUUCCCCAUUUGAUGGCCUACGCAUCAUGUGUUGGCAGUGGGAAGAGGGUGUGCGGUAACUAAACACCGAAAACCUAACACUACAAAAAUUAAUCUAGUUUUCUUUACUUUUUAACAAUGUACUUGACUGUUUGAAAUAGUCAAAUAGCAUAGUCAAAUAGCAUAAGUUGUUAAUUUUUAAAAUUAUUUAUUUGUUACUCGUAGAGUAAAGGGGUAUAUUGUAUUCGUUGAAAAUAAAUAUAUAUAUUAUUAAUCAUGA